This is a messenger RNA of Vanrija pseudolonga, 2478 nucleotides long. RefSeq lists its product as uncharacterized. Bases 1 to 2478 code for a protein of 825 amino acids. The transcript has a single exon. NCBI's taxonomy places the organism in Eukaryota, Fungi, Basidiomycota, Tremellomycetes, Trichosporonales, Trichosporonaceae. The record is from RefSeq and is a predicted model, not a curated record.
AUGGUCCAACCGGUACCAGUGCCGCAGCCAGCUGCGACAGUGACCCACAACGUUCAGCCUACCUCGACCGACGUGACUCCACGACAGGCGCCUGGCCCUCUCCCGACACAGACUACCCCACGCGCCUCGCCUGUGCCCCCGGCGGCCAGUGUGCAGCAGCGUGACCUCAAGUCGCCUGUUGACCUGAAUGGCGUGCGGUCGCCCACACCGCCGUCCUCGCUUGGUCGUCUCACCCCGGAGCCCAAGCAGGGCCCAGGCUACUCGGGCUUGGGCAAUGGUCUGCCAACGUCAAUGGGAGGUUCGCCGCUGCCGCCAAGAGUGCUCUCUGCCACCAACCAGGCCCGCAGAAUUGCGUCGUCGCCUUUGGCUAGCCCCGUCUUCUCCAAUCCUUCCAGCCCGAUAAACGGCAUCAACGGUAUCGCGGCUGCACAGGCACGAUCUGCAUCGGCAUCAGCGGCACAGGCCCGUAUCACGCCGAUGUCGCCAAACGACUCGGGUGGCAGUGCCGAGUCGGCAGUGGCCCCUGCUUCCAAGCCGAACAGCGUGCGCUCUUCCGUCUUGAACCGGCCCAGACCGCGUGCCAAGCACCUUGACCGCAGCCUCACUGCUCUGCUGGUUCACCCACACAUCACGGCCUCGCUCCUCCCGCAUAUCAACAUCAACACGUUCCUCAAUGUGUUGGGCUCGGACGACACGCUGCGCAAGUACAUCAGCGGAGAAAUGGUCGGCCGUUGGGUCAUGCGCGAGUGGGGUGUUACGGUUGAACGAGAGCGUGGCCGGUCGUGGCCUGGUCUGACAGUCUGGGAGGGCUUCCUCGAGUCGCUACUUCACGACCCAGCCGUCUACAGCACGUACCCGCAACAGUACCACAACCUCCUGCGCCAUCUCAGCCUUUCGCACACGCUCAUCGUGUUGUUCUUGAGAACGCUACCUCCUUCGGCCUUCCCCUACUCGCCGCCCCUGCCAUUUGAUGACGAGCUUCAGCUCCCGACGCUUCACAAGUCGAGCUCGAUGGCGAGCAUGCAGGGUGGCCGUUAUCCGGGAUCGCGGACCACCAGCAACGCAGGCUCUGACGCUGGCCACGGCGGCGGCCACAGCAUCAGCAGGAUGCCUCGUGGCGAGCGCGUGACCGAGGUCGUCAUGCCUGAGCCGCUGUCCUCCACACCCAAGGAGGUCAAGACGCUGCACGACUCGGCGCCCCCUUCCAACUUUGGCCCCGGCAAGCUCCGCAAGCGUCGUGGCUCGGCUGGCUCGGUGACGUCCAUCGGCUCGACUGGCUUCUUUGGUCGGAAGCGCUCGGCGAGUGUGUCGUCCGCACAGAAUGUUGCCUUGGCGUCACCAGCGGCGGCCGCACAGCCAGCGCUGCCAGUACCCCAAGGCAAGGCCGCGUUCCCUCCUGUCAGCUACCCGACCGCCAAGCGCUACGAGUUCCGUCGCUACGGUGACCAGCCCAUCAGCCCGUCUCCGAGCGCACCGAACAGCAGACCUGGUUCGAUCAUGUCGGCCCAGACGAGCCCAUCGGUUGUGCGCGGUUCCACGCGCAACGGACGGCAUCAGCAUGGUUCUAUCGGACAGGGCAUGUCGGACCUAGGCCAUGGGUCUGACAGCCUUCCGGUGCCCCCGCCGAUCGGCGGCGACCGUCAGAACCGCUCGUCUCUUACCAGCAGCGAAGGCCGCUCGUCUCGUGGCGGCGCCAACUCGCCUGUCCACAGACGCUACGAGUCACCGACGGGGUCGUCGCGUGACCUGUCGAGCCAGAUGAGCCACAGGGCCGAGCCCGCCUUUGACCGCCCUCCUCCGUUCAUGCCCGGCCGUGCCCCAAUUCUGCGAGUGUUCAUCCCCGUCUCGGACCGCGUGCCCCGCUGGCCUUCGGCCGAGGGCGCUGCGGCGUCGUGGCGUGAACUGGAAAAGUGCGGUGCCGACAAGCGCAUGAAGCUGGGCGACCUUGUUGUCAACACUGCGCUCCACAAGCCCACCAACACUGAGCACGUACUUGUGUAUGUUCCAUUUGUGGCGCACAAGCUUGUGCCACUCGAGUACGUGCACUCGCCUACGGGUCACCUGCCGCGCUACCUCGACGCGUUUGCGGUCUCGCCAGUGUACUACGACCCCUUCCUGCCCGCGCCGCAGAUUCUCUACCUCGACUUUGCGCCGUACGCCCAGCAGGCGAUGAACAGCCUCCGCCUGGCGUACGACCGUCGCGACGUGACGGUGGCGUCUGGUGCUCGUCUGAGCGCCAAGCGCUAUCUGCACGUUGCCGGUCUCGAGAUCCGUCCCGGAGACCGUGUCGCGGCCGACUGGCAGGGCAUGGUGACGCUCGAGGCCGAGGGCACUGCCGAGGGCAAGGCCGAGAUGGAGGCCCGCUUUGGACGCGGCGACCCUACUCGUGCCGUCAUGGGCCCAUGGGAGGUUGUGCGCGAGCGCUCCCUCCUUGGGUCUCUGUGGCUCCGACUGGUUCGUGAGCCGCGCGGAAACUAG